Phycodurus eques (leafy seadragon) is the source of this 7003-nucleotide messenger RNA. It is a transcript of the gene rab11fip3, whose product is annotated as RAB11 family interacting protein 3 (class II). The record is from RefSeq and is a predicted model, not a curated record. Gene Ontology annotation, biological process: regulation of cytokinesis; endocytic recycling. Bases 11 to 3202 code for a protein of 1063 amino acids. The transcript is spliced from 14 exons. NCBI's taxonomy places the organism in Eukaryota, Metazoa, Chordata, Actinopteri, Syngnathiformes, Syngnathidae. Gene Ontology annotation, cellular component: cleavage furrow; recycling endosome membrane; midbody. Gene Ontology annotation, molecular function: calcium ion binding.
GCCAAAAUAAAUGGAACCCAUGGUGGUGUCGAGCCCUUUGGGGCAUGCGCAGUGGGAGUCGGAGCAAGCGUUUCCUCUUGGAUUUCUCACCCUGGAUUCCGACAAUGGAGGUGUGCUGUGUCAAAACAACAGUGGUCAGACAGGUUUGCAUUUUGGUGACCCCAAUCUGACACCACAACGAAGUGAAAUGGACAAAGGCUACCAGGAUGCUCCAGUAGAGUUGGAUAAACUUUUGUACAUUUCUGAUUAUCCCUGCGGAGAUUUGUUUUUCGAUGAGCGUCACUCCACUGCUUCUGAGACAUCACCUCACUCGGAAAGAAACAAGGAGCCUGAUGAAACCAGUGACUUCAUGCUCUCGUGGCUGUUUUCUCCUAACCUCACUGAUGUGGUAGGGAAAAACUUUGCAUUUGACGAGGCCUCUCUUGGGGGCAACAAUGCCCUCAAUGGACAGAGUGAGCUAAUAGUCAACAGUCAUGCUACAAUACUGUCUUCCCAACAGAAGUGGAAUUCUGAAUCAAACCCAGCAGAUUCACUCAUUUCCAUUGAUCUCCUCUCAGAUGAUCAGGCUUUUGUCGCCUCAGAGCUGUCGGGCGUGUCACAUGGUGUCAGUGCAGGACUGGAAGACCUGGCACAGGAGGAGCAGAGCAGGGCUACUUCGUCAUGUGAAACUGGAGACAAAGGUUUAUUCCCAGAUCAGGUGACAACUCUGCCAGUAAACAGUAGCUUGACCCCGCGAGGGCUACCUGAGAGCAGCCUCCCACUUUACCACAGCAGCACACCACUGGCGUGUCCUCAAGGAUCUUUCUUGGAUUUAGAGAGUCCAGAUCUUGACAGUGGCCUGACCGCUCUUCCCGAUCGUCCAACAGGUGCACAUUUAGAGCUAACCCAGGAUUCGGACGUGGAACAUGCCGCCACUACAGUAUUCAGGACUUUAGUGCUACAAGACGAGAGUGACUCAUCGCCUGUGAUUUUGUCGCCGACAGGUCCUCCGGCUGAUGAUGCCACCGUCCAUGGUGAGCUCAGCUGUGGGAGCUUCUCUGUGGAAAGUGCGUCAAAAGAUUUGAUGGAAGGCAAAAUAUGCUCCAUGGCCGAGCAUCAAGCCAGCGCGUCGAUGGUUUUGGAUUUGUGCUCGGCCACUGAUGGGGUCCGCUGUGAGGAAACAUGGAACUGGAAGCCACAGGAGGGAGUGCAUGAUGAAACUGCUUCUGAUGCGACGACAGAACAGAGGGAAGAGGAGCAGUCGCCGUCUGUUAACCAUCACCAGGAUUUUAAUGUUCUGGAGUUGAGCAGUUGUACUGAGGAGACUAAAUGGACGAGUGAGCAAAGUGUGGAAACUGUUUCCCACUCUAAGAUGGUGGGAGAUGACUCACUGCCAAUGGUUUCAGCUGUGAAUACAAGAGAGGAAGAUGCCUCCCCUCUGAAAACUGUAUUUGAUGCUUUAGACCAGGACGGAGAUGGCUUUGUUCGCAUUGAGGAGUUUAUGGAGUUUGCUGCUGCCUAUGGGGCUGAUCAGGUUAAAGAUCUGACCAAGUUUUUGGAUCCCAGCGGCCUGGGAGUAAUCAGCUUUGAAGAUUUCCACCGAGGAAUUUCUGCUAUCAGCAAUGGAGGUCCGGAGCCACAGCUGUACAGUGCAAACUACAGUCCAGGCGACGGAGCAGUGGGUUGUCCGGAAGAAUACGACGAGCAAAAUGAGGUGACAGACAGCGCUUACCUGGGUUCAGAGAGCACGUACAGCGAAUGCGAGACCUUCACCGACGAGGACACCGGUGCCCUCGUACCCCCUGAGAUGCACGAGGAUGUGGACACGGACAGUGGUAUCGAAGCGGCACUUCAUGACCCCGAAGAGGCCAUAAAUCGGUUCUCCCUCAACUCGGAGCUGCACAACCCCUCCCUGAUGACGGUCAUCGGUGGCGAGGAGGAGCAUUUUGAAGAUUUCGGGGAGAGCAAUACCUCAGAGCUUCUGCUGGAGAGCGGCGAGGAGGGCACUGAUGGCAUGGUUGAUUCCCCUCUGGCACAGAUGCCUCAGCAGAUCGAUGUCUCCUCUCUGCUCUCUCCCAGUGCACCCGUUCCUCUCCCCGACUGCUUUCAGAGCUUCCUCAAGGAGGAGGCACUGGACUUUUUCUGUAGCCAAUGUCACAAACAAAUAAGUCGCCUGGAGGACCUCUCCACUCGCCUGAAUUUCCUAGAGAUGACGAGUGCUGGCAAAAGGCUGUCCAGCAAGAAGGUGGCAAGGCAUCUUCUGCAGAACAGCUCAUUAACGCUGGACACGGUGAGCGACCUGACCCGUGACAUCCUGGAGCUGGCUGACAAUGACAUCACAGACAAGAUGCUCCUGCUCGAGCGUCGCGUGGCGGAGCUCGAAAAGGAGUCAGAAACUUCGGGCGAGCAACACGCGCGCCUGCGGCAGGAGAACCUUCAGCUGGUGCACCGCGCCAACGCCCUUGAGGAGCAGCUGAAGGAGCAGGAGCUGCUCGCAGACGAGCAGCUGCAGCACGAGAUCCGGCGCCACAAAGAGGCUCUGAGCAAGCUGGAGAGGGAAAGAGGGCUGGAGUUGGAAAACCUGCAAUCCAGAUUGCAGCAGCUGGAUGAGGAGAACAGCGAGCUGAGGUCCUGUGUUCCUUGUCUACGAGCAACCAUUGAGAGACUAGAGGAGGAGAAGCUGAAGCUCGAAGAUGAGGUGGACUUAAUGUCCGACAAGUGGCAGGAUGAGAUGGAGAGCCGGCAGAAGAUGGCCGACAAGCUGAGCCAUGAACAGCAUCAAAACCAGAAGGAGAAGGAGAGCACUCAAGAACUGAUUGAGGACUUGCGUAAGCAGCUGGAGCACCUGCAGUUGUACAGGCUGGAGGCGGAAGCAAAGCGGGGCCGCUCACCCAGCGCAGGUCUGCAGGAGUAUCAGACCCGCACCCGAGAAGCAGAACUGGACCAAGAGAUCAAACGACUCAAACAGGACAACCGGAGCCUAAAGGAGCAAAACGAUGAGUUGAACGGCCAGAUCAUCAACUUGAGCAUCCAGGGAGCAAAGAGCCUGAUGUCUGCUUCCUUUUCCGACUCCCUGGCAGCUGAGAUCAACUCUGUGUCCCGCUCUGAGUUGAUGGAGGCCGUCCACAAACAGGAGGAGAUCAACUACAGACUCCAGGACUACAUUGACAAAAUAAUUGUGGCCAUCAUGGAGUCGAAUCCCUCCAUCCUAGAGGUCAAAUAGGCACCAUCUGGAUGAGGGGAAAAGAAAAGCCACACAGUGACCUCAUCAUCUAGAAUAACAACACGUAAUCAGACACAAUAAUAGAAAAUAUUUAGAUUUGUGAGUGUGCGUGCGCAUCAGGUGCUCCUCAGGUUCUGUUGACUUCCAUGUGUUUUGGCCAGAGGAACCCGAGCCCGGUGAAUGAGCGUGUGAAAAUUAAUCAUCCCGCAGCCCCUUCAUCCCUAAGGUUUUUACUUCAAAAGAAGGACUAGGCAAAUCUAUACCUUGAAGGCCUUAAACGCAGAGGUGAUCAAAUGUAUCUUGCGUACCGUACUCGCCUCAGUUGCAACAGGAAUUGUCGGGAUUUGGACCGCUGACUCGUGGUGUGAAGCACCGGUCAGCUCGUUUUGGACUUUUUUUUUUGUUAACCCAAGUGAAGGAUAUUUCUUGGGGAUGAGGAUGAGAGAGAAAUGCCCAGCAUGUUUUUGUUGUUUUGUGUGUGGGAUGUGACUUUUUUUUUUUCACCCUAAUGAAGGACCUGGGUGACUUAUGAAUUGCAUCUUAUUAUUAUUUGUUUCCCUCUUCAAUGAAACAGGGUCCUGGAGCUCAGGUGGGCUGGAAAGUGAGAACGCACGCCAUUAUUAUCAUCAUUAUUAAAAGGAAUGAGAUGUGUGUGUGACAUCAGUCUUUGCCAACCUUUAUUGAACCAAAGCACAUAUUUGACAUAAGACAAACUUCACAGCAUACCACCAAACAAAUGUGCCACAAAAAGUGGCUACGCACAUUAAUUAUAUACCUUCUGCCAUCUAGUGGAAGGACAUUUGGUUCUGCCUGUCACACUACGUCAGGUGCAUAGAUAGAUACAAGAAAAAUACCAUAGUUUUAGUAAAUAAAUACGAAUUUUCGGGCCAAUUGAGUGAAAUUGGAUAAUUUCCUGCUAUGAUUGGUAAUCACUGACAUGGAGUACUGGCAAUGAAACAGUCCCCACCUGGUUCCAGUGUUCUCUUGCUGAGUGAAAGUUUUUGUUGUUGUUGUGAAUUAUUGUCAAUGAAACUGUUGAGACUGAAAAGAUGUUUAUCUGGUUAUAUGUGACGAGCAUGGAAAACCAUGUGAGCAUUUCUCAAUAUCGUUGAUAUCCAGCUGAAGGUGAUCAAAGGUUAUAUGAACUCGUACGCUCUUUUCCCCCAAUUCAUUGCGCAAGUAAACUUUUAUUUCCUUUACUAGUCCUACUACUUUGGCCUACUGGUAUGCUGUUAAACCGUACUAGUGAACUGAGCUGCCAGCUAGUAGACGUGUCAUGCACUUGUAGCCUCCUAAUCAAGACCUGCUAGUGUGCUGCGAAUAAAUGCUCAAACUACUUUCUUGCAAGCUGUUAGAGCAUUUAUCCGAUAUCUGUGAUCAAGCUUAAGGUCCAUGUACUAGUACCUUCUUUGUCCUCACAAGUAGGACUGUGUUGGUGUACAAGGAGGACAGCUACUGUGCAUGUUACUAGUGAGGCAAAACUGCACCAGUUGGCAACUGUGGGUGACACAUGCCUAGUCUAGUUGGGCCUAAUAGUGUUACUAGUGCAGCACAGUAUUUUACUAGUGACAAAAAGAGCAUAAUAGUACCGGGACAUGAAGACGAAUAUCAACAAUAACUAAUAAAUGCUCUUUACAGAAAGCCGUUUGAGCAAUUAUUCAAACUCCUCGAUAGGAACGGGUGACUAUGCCUACUAGUUUGCCCUAGUCGUGUUACUAGUGCAGCACAGUAGUUUGCAAGUUAGGACAAAGAGCGUACUCGUACAUCAACCGAUCACAAAGAUAAUGAUUAAAUGCUCAAACUGCUUUUAUACAAGAGUCUAAUGGUUGCACUUUGCACAAUUUUUAAAAUCAUGUUGUUUUUGUUUCAUUGAAUGGCUCAAAAUGGCAAAAUGACAAGUUUGUGGGAUUCAAAGCACGCUCAGGUGUGGGCUCAUGCAAUGACCAACCACCGAGGCCAUCAUAACUGCCACAUUUAAUCGAAAAUACUUCGCUAAUGACAAGUUUUCGCAGUCACGUCUCACGGAUUACGUCACCAGGUGGACUCAGUGGACUAGUCGGGAUGAUGCACGGAGCAAACCUUCAAGUGUAAUCUGCUUUUUUUAAAUUGUAUUUUAUUUAUUAUUAUUUUUUUUUUAAAUAUGAAAACCCCACGUUGCACACCAAUGCUGCAUUCUUCUGAAUUUUGAAGGACAAUUGAACAAUGGAUCCAAGUAUCAGAUCUUGACGGGGUGAAAAAGAAAAGAACUGUCCUGCUUUGCUUUCUGCACAAAAGGUUCUCAUGCUCACUUCUUUGUCACUCACAACGCUUCACCUGCCACUCCUCGGAAUAUGGCCUUGGAUGUAAAUGACUUGUAAAGUUUUUUUUUACUACGCUCAUUCUAGAUUGUAGGUAUUUUUUUAGCCAGAGGGGAACAACAACAACAAAACAUUUAUUUUCUCAUCUUUUAAGGUGAGGCUGUCUGUAUUCCUUUCCAGCAUGUAGCGUGUACAGUUUUCCCCCCCUCAUUCUUUGGAAUCACACAGAUAUUUAUUCAGUAAGUGACACAAAGACAACACACUUAUCGUCUUCAAAAAUGUUUCAUCUUUGUUUUGAGGUGUUAUUAAUUCAUGGUGACUAAGAGAAAUGUGCAUAUCAUCUCAGCUCGUGCGAAAUAAUUUGCUGCGAGAGUUCGUUAAUCGAGGUAUGCUUCUGUGUAUAUUAUUGUGACCGCACGAGGGUCGUUCUUAUAGAUAUACAGCUUCUAGAGUCGUCUUCCCGUUUUGGAGUCAGGUACUGCAUGGAAACACUGAUUUUCAUUGUAUUCUUACCUAUUCAUGCUACUGACAGAACAUGAACACUUUGUUUUCUCACUUUUAGUGUGAUUGGAGCUGUCCCCUCACUUAAUUUUUUUUUUUUUUAACAGCAGUGAUUCUCAAAACUGUUUACACCUUAUUUUUUUUAUUCAAUUAAAUUGUGUUGCAUAAAGGUUCAAUGAGAUUAAAUGCAGAUGCGUUAUACUAAAAAGUUAAAUACAACUGAACUGUAAUCAGACAGUGAUUAUUUUGUGUACCACUAAGAGGAGGCCGCAUACCACUUGGGGUACCAGUAAUACACUUUGAGAAUCACUGCUUUACCGUUACACAGAAUCAUUCACGCUUUACAAAGUCUCUAAAUAUUGAGCAUGAGUGAUGGUUGGAGCACUAAUGCAUUCAGAGAGUAACAUGCAACAUUCCCUCUUUUUUUUUUUUUUGCAGCGAUGAUUGCACUUUAACCACAUUUGAUUGUUUUUGACCAAAUAUGUGCUAAUAUAGCUCCAGUUCAUCUGAUUCAACCAAAAAAAAAAAAGUAUCACUCUGCUAGUCUAAAACACUGUGCCUGUGUUUCAAACUUUGCCUCUAAACAAACCUGAUAGGAAAAGCACUGACCACACCACAGCAACAUUGUUAAAUUCUCAAUGAUGAAAACCUCUGCUGUAAAUAUGAAUUGUCAUUUUUUGUGGAUUUUACUCCCACAGUUACUUCCAAUGUCCAAAGAAAAUUCCAGGCACCACCAUCACUACAAAUGUAGUGCACGAGUUGCCAUUUAUUGUAUGACAUGGGGAGAUGAAAUAUUGUAGAAAGAAGAAAUUGUAAAACAUAUUUUGAGAAAUAAAUGUACAAAUUAUAACAGCAUUGGUUACAAUAUUUUAUUUUUAUUUUUUUGAAUAUCCCUAUAAAUCCAAUUACUAUUGAGGUAAAUAUGAUUUCAGUCAUUGUAAAAAGACAAAUUAUAAAAGUAAGCAGCGAGCAUACGAGUAGGAAAAUAAAAGGAAUAAAAUAA